Messenger RNA from Morone saxatilis (striped sea-bass), 2325 nucleotides. RefSeq names its product protein CutA homolog. Bases 146 to 658 code for a protein of 170 amino acids. Gene Ontology annotation, molecular function: copper ion binding. The record is from RefSeq and is a predicted model, not a curated record. NCBI's taxonomy places the organism in Eukaryota, Metazoa, Chordata, Actinopteri, Moronidae. The transcript is spliced from 6 exons. Gene Ontology annotation, biological process: response to metal ion.
UAAGGCAGCUGUUUAACGAAGCGCUUGUAAAAAAAAAAAUGACGGAACCCUAAUUGUCCCCGGAGAACGUCUGAGAGGGGGGUUUAUAAACGAAGUUGAGCACAGUUUGUCCCUCUUAUUAUCAGCAACCGGCCGGACUCUGGGAAUGACAUUUGUUGCCACUUACAGGAUGGAGUGGCUGUUCCCGCGGUGCCAUAAAGAGGCUGCCUUCUACUCUGUAUGUCGCUCUGUGCUGCUCAUGUUAUGUUUGCUCCUGGUCCUGUCUGUGUCCAUGUACCCUGGGUUGUGGUCCAUUGGGGUCCAACUUCAUUCAGCCCUCACGGGGAGCUACGUACCAGGCCACCACUCUGUCCUUCUCAUCAACAGUCCCAAUGAACAGGCAGCCAAGGACAUUGGCAGGGCAAUCAUGGAGAGGCGGCUGGCAGCCAGUAUUAACAUUCUCUCCAGGACCUCCACAAUGUACUACUGGAAAGGGGAAAUCCAGGAUGCAAGUGAAAUUCUCAUGCUGGUGAAAACAAAGACCUCGAGGAUCCAGCAACUCAUAGACUGUGUGAGGUUCUUCCACCCUUAUGCAAACCCAGAAGUCCUCAGCUUCCCGGUGGAGGACGGCAGUCUGGCUUACAUGAAGUGGAUGGAUGAAGCAAUUCCAGAUGACUGAUACAUCAUUAAAAUCAAAGCCAAUCUCUGUAUGGACAGCAGCCGAACAAGGAAGCUGAGCCAUGUUCACAGGCUGUUGUUUGAAGGCUUUGGAUUGAAGGGUACCGCUAUGAUGUUCUCAGUUAACUCUCACUCGUAAAACUGAACUAGCAUGGCUUAAACUGACCGUGAACAAAGUUUUAAAAAUGGAUGACAAUUUAAACAGCCUGUCGUAGAGUAAGUAUGAGUGAGAGUCCAAAAUUUACAAAAUGAUAGACAAAAUGGAGGAAUCACCUCUCUGUCUGAUGUAUUAUUUGCCCACACCUCAUUUUAUACAUUGUUUCAACACUUAUACAGAUAACACUUACCUUUAAUAGCAAUGAACUUUGAGUAUUUUGCGUUUGAUGAAACAUGCUCUCUUGUCCUGCUUUUUUAAUGUAUUCAUUUAAGAUUAUCACUCUUAGGUAGCCAUUAAGGUUUGCCUUUAAGGCAUGUUUAACAUAGUAAUAGUUUGUGCUGGAACAUAUGGUACAUCACAUGGUAUACUGUAGCCAUGUACUGCUUGUCCUUGAACAUAUCAUUACCUAUACUGUAACAUAUCCUUUUACUAUAUUUAUUGUUAUGAAUUCAAAAGUCAAACGAUUUUGUAAAGCUGUGAUCAAAGACAAGUAAGCCUUCCAAGAGAAACCUGAUCAGCACCUACAGUUCAAUAGGUUAUUGAUCUGUCAGGCUGUAGAAGAUUUCCUUUAUUGAAGCAAAAGACGCAGUAAGCGACACAUAACUGUUGGCCUUGUGUGCUGUAUGUAUGUUUAAUUACAAGGGCAUCACUGCUGAAUCUUAGUGCUGGUCUGCUCCAGGUUAGCUCAGCUUGUACCAAUAAAACAUUUACUGCUACCUUGUAUAACCUCAAAUAAAGCUACACAGAGUUGCUGAGAAUAAAUUAACAAACAGAUAUGAAUGAUAGCAUUUGGCAGCAUUGUGCAAGUUGACCCGGUUUCCCACUUGUAUUUCUAAUCACUUAAUUCUAAUCUGUUGUGAUCUCCGCAGGAGUAGUCUUGCAAAAAUAAAUCUUUAAUUGGAUAAUGAAAACAAACUAAUUUGUUAAUCAGCUCACACUUGCACAUCUUGAGAGCAUCACAAGUCUUAUUAUCUGAUACCAGGAGAUGUGGUACAUGACCACAGAGAUGGCACAUACAUUUUGUUGAAUUCUAUUAUGCCUGUACAUUUUCUGUUAUUUAAAUUUCAAAAGGAACUUCAAUAUUCUAAAAUACAACAGAUCUGCCAGUUAUACCAUGCCAUAUUUGUUGUUAUACAGGUCAGCCAUGCAUGCUUACCUCUAACAAAAAUACACACUAAGCCUCAGUCUGCAGAAAGCAGUUCCGGCAUGAGGCCCCAACAAAGGAACUGCAGACAUGGUUUAGUCGGGUGUUGUGUCUAUGGAGCCAAAAUAAUCCUCCCGAUCAAGUCCAGAGACCAGGUCAUUUGGUGGCAGUGUGUGUGUGUGUGUGUGUGUGUGUGUGUUGCGGGGGGGGUCUUUUGCUUCAAUGCUUAUGUAUCUAUUCACAUCAAUGUGUAUGUACAGGAUGUGUGUACAAGCCAUGUUUAAAUAUGCCAUACAUACUUAAAGGUACUUGCGUGCCUUUGUAAGUAGCUAUGACCAACUGGUGAACAAUGACAUGUAAAAUAAAU